This is a messenger RNA of Helicoverpa armigera (cotton bollworm), 1722 nucleotides long. Its product is annotated as cytochrome P450 CYP12A2. The coding region runs from base 156 to 1679 and encodes 507 amino acids. The record is from RefSeq and is a predicted model, not a curated record. The transcript is spliced from 9 exons. NCBI's taxonomy places the organism in Eukaryota, Metazoa, Arthropoda, Insecta, Lepidoptera, Noctuidae. Gene Ontology annotation, molecular function: oxidoreductase activity, acting on paired donors, with incorporation or reduction of molecular oxygen; iron ion binding; monooxygenase activity.
UUAAAUUAAUUUUAUCAUGUGCAGUGUGUUAUCUACCUACUCACUUGUGUACAAGGUCAAACAUAUCAGCACUCAACGCCAAUCCGGUAGUCCCGAACUAGAGUUGUUUGUACCAAAUCUAAAUCAGUAAAUAGAAUUCUAGCAACGCAGCAACAAUGCGAAAUAAAACGUUGAGUGAUUGUUAUAGUUUAUUUAUCCGAUCGCAAAACGCUAUUCGACAUGGCCGGCGAAGUUAUUCUACUCCGGUACAGGAGCCAAAACCAUAUAAGUCGAUACCGGGGCUGUCAUCAUUACCCAUCAUUGGCCCUAUGCAUCAUUUUCUGCCUAUAAUAGGGCAAUUUGGACCAAGGGCGAAUAUAUUCGACUUGAUAGGCACUUUGCACGAAAAGUUUGGACCUAUUGUCAAAAUGAAAGGGGUAUUCGCUAGAGCUGAUUUCGUCAUUCUUUUUGAACCAGAACACAUUGAUCAGGUUUACCGGGUGCAAGAAGCCAAUCCAUUAAGACCCGGUUUUCAAACACUUGAGUAUUUCAGAGAAGUAACUAAGAAGGGUACACUCGACGGCAAAUACGGAUUAACAACAGCGCAAGGUGAAAAAUGGCGCGACUUUCGUACGAAGGUUAAUCCAGCUUUACUUAAGCUUAAAUUGGUAAAAGUUUAUGCACCUCCCCUUGAUGAAAUUGCCCAAGAUAUGGUACAAAGGAUAAAAAGCCUGAAAGAUGACCAAACCUACAUACAAAACCACUUUGAUCUAGAAAUGAAUAAGUGGUCCUUAGAGUCGGUAGCGUUCGUGGCUUUGGGAUCACGCAUUGGAUGUCUGGAUGAUACUCAGCCUGAGGACCACCCGGGUCGUCAGCUCAUGCAAUGUAGCAAAGAUAUAAUAGAAAAUGCAUUUGAAUUGGAAUUUUUACCAAGUGUUUGGAAGUAUAUUUCAACACCAGCUUUCAAGAAGAUUAUGAAAACCUAUGAGACGCAAUGGGAUAUUAGUACGGCAUACAUAGAAAAGGCUAGAAAGCAAAUAAAUGCACGGGGACAUGAUGUUCCUGAAGAAGAGAAAAGCAUUGUUGAAAGGCUAUUAGCUAUUGACGAACAAGUUGCCAUUCUGAUGGCUAACGAAAUGUUGAUGGCUGGAAUUGAUACGGUUUCCUUCACAGCUACAAGUGUCAUUUAUAAUUUGGCAAUCAAUCCUGAUAAACAAGAGAAACUUCGAGAAGAAAUACGUUCUUCAGAUCCGCACAAACGAUACCUAAGGGCUUGUUUGAAAGAAGCGCUCAGACUUUGGCACGUAGUCCCGGCUAACUUGAGGCGGACAGAUAGAGAGCAUAUUGUGGCUGGAUAUCUUAUACCUAAAGGGGUAGAUGUGAUAGCACCAAAUGAAUUUUUAUCAAGGAUGGAGAAAUAUUACCCACGAGCUAACGAAUUUAUUCCCGAGAGAUGGCUGGCUGAUAAAUCUGAUCCGUUGUACUAUGGGAAUGCACCACAGAUGGUGACACUGCCGUUUGGCUUCGGAAUAAGGAGUUGUAUUGGAAGAAGAAUUGCUGAACUAGAGAUUGAAACUCUCAUGAAGAGAAUAUUUGAUGAGUUCAAAGUUACGUGGGAGGGUCCACCAAUAAAAGUGGUGAACAAAGUAACUAACGCCUUUGCGAAACCUUUUCACUUUAGAUUUGAAAGUGCAAAAUAAUCAGUACCUAAAUAAUCAAUAAAAAGUAUUUUUUUAAUCUUAA